AUGGCAGGAAUUCGACAGAGCAAAUUUAAGCACGUAUUUGGGAAGGCCCUUAAGCGCGACGAAUGCUAUGAAAAUGUUGCGAUCACCAAAGGCACACACGACUCCUGGUUAUGCGCAGUAAAUUUGAAGUAUCUUGCAAUUAUUACGGAGUCUGCUGGUGGUGGCGCAUUCACUGUCAUUCCGAUUGAAAAGACAGGCCGACUUCCUCCGGAUUUGCCUCUUGUUACGGGUCAUACUGCCGCUGUUCUCGAUAUUAAAUGGUGUCCUUUCGAUGACAGAGUGAUUGCUAGCGCAUCAGAAGAUUGCACUAUAAAAAUUUGGCAAAUUCCUGAUGGUGGAAUCCCAAAAGAACCUCUGCAUGAUCCACUUACAACUUUGCUUGGUCAUCAACGUCGCGUCAACUUGAUAGUAUGGCAUCCAACUGCGGAACAUGUGCUUGUUUCGGCAGGCGCCGACAACAUGAUUUUCGUUUGGGACAUCAAAAAUCCCUCACCCGUUCAGUCAAUUAAGCUACCGGACAUUGCUACGAGCCUGUCUUUCAAUACAAACGGAUCGAAACUGGCUGUGUGCUGCAAGGAUGGCGUGACCCGUAUCAUCGAUCCAAGGAAAGGGGACAUACUUGAGUCGGGGACCUGCCACGAGGGUAAAAAGCCGCAACAGUGUGUCUUCCUGUCGGACAACCGCCUCUUUACAACUGGCUUCUCCCGAAUGAGUGAGCGGCAGUUGGCAUUGUGGGACGCAGACAACCUGAAUAAACACCUGUGUAAGCAGGAGCUCGACACCUCUAACGGUGUCCUCUUUCCCUUUUACGAUCCAGACUGCCAACUGAUAUACGUCUGCGGCAAGGGUGACAGCACCAUACGCUAUUUCGAAUAUGUGCCCGAGGAUGGCCAAAUCUACUUCCUAAGUCGCUACGACAGCUCCGAUCCCCAGCGCGGUUUUGCUUUUAUGCCCAAAUUGGGUUUGGAUACUCACACCAACGAGAUUGCUCGUCUCUACAAAUUGCACAACAAGAACUGGUGUGAAGUCAUUUCCUUUACCGUACCCCGAAAGGCCGCCCUCUUCCAAGACGACCUAUACCCGAAUACGGCCGCACCAAUCCCCGCUCUGUCGGCCGAGGAAUGGCUAGCUGGCAAAGACGCUGACCCAAAAAUGUCUUCCUCCUUUACAAGCUCUGCAUGCAAAUGUUGA
This is a messenger RNA of Dibothriocephalus latus, 1191 nucleotides long. NCBI's taxonomy places the organism in Eukaryota, Metazoa, Platyhelminthes, Cestoda, Diphyllobothriidea, Diphyllobothriidae. The record is from the annotation of a GenBank genome assembly.